Molecule: messenger RNA, 4478 nt
Organism: Trematomus bernacchii (emerald rockcod)
Lineage: Eukaryota; Metazoa; Chordata; Actinopteri; Perciformes; Nototheniidae
Product: disintegrin and metalloproteinase domain-containing protein 11-like
Exons: 25
Coding region: 363-2897 (844 amino acids)
Biological process (GO): proteolysis
Molecular function (GO): metalloendopeptidase activity
Source: RefSeq, a predicted model, not a curated record
CCCAUAUACACCCAAACUCUCCCACGGAGCAAUGCAUCCGAAGCGCGCACUCUCCCUUCCCCUCACUAUUUCCGCACUGAUCAAUAUAUAAUUUCCGCCAUAGGUCCGGGUUAUGAUUCGCGUUUGAUACUUCUGAUAUGCUCACCAAAGUCUCGGUGUCUGCCUGAGAAAGGGAGAGAGAGAAACACAGAGAGGGAGAGAGAUGAGAGGACCCGCAUCAUCAGAUGUUUAGCAGAUCCUCUCUCGCUCUUCGCCGUCAUUCCUGCUGUGCGGUUCUUGGUCUUUUUCCUCCCUACCGUCGGCCGAGUUCGUGACAUUGUUGCGGCUCUCGAUGUUGUAAUCCGGGGGAAUAUGUGAAGAUCAUGCUGGCGGUGUGGUGCUUCAUGGUCUUUGCUGCAGUGGGCGAGAGGCUUGCGGUAUCAGGUGUGGACAGGAGCCCAGUGCAGGAUGGAGGCAUCUGGGACUGGUUCACCCCGGCAGGGCAGCCGGACAGCGGGGACACUGCCAUCGAGGUCACCUAUCCAAAGCGGCUGGUCCAAAAGAUCGAGUCGGAGGGGGAAAUGGCUCGUGACUACUUGGAUACCAGGGUGAAGAACAGCACUGAGAACACUUUGCCUGUCCACUUGGCCCAGAGCUAUUUUCAAGUGGAAGCGUUUGGACACACCUUCACUCUGGACCUGGAGCUAAACCAUCACCUCCUGUCUUCAGAAUAUGUGGAGCGGCACUUUAACCAUGAUGGCAGACCCUCACAGUCGAUGGGAGGAGAGCACUGCUACUACCAGGGAAGGUUACGAGGUUUACCCGAGUCCUGGGCAGCGCUCUCCACCUGCCACGGCCUGUGCGGCAUGUUCUCUGAUGGCUUCUUCUCUUACGGUAUUGAGCCUGUUCAAAAUGGAAGCAAUCAGGAGGAUGGUGCUCACUUACUCCGCAGGAUGCCUGAUAUCAGACUUUCCCCUCACUGCACAGACUGUACAGAGGACAGUGAGUGGGAUAGCAGAGGAGGUGAUGGUGAUCACGACAGACCGGACCAAACCACAGAAGAGCAGGUGUCAGGGGGGCUGAGGCGAUCCAAGAGAUCUGUCCGCAAACCCUCUGUCCAGACUGAGACCAAAUAUAUUGAGUUGAUGGUGGUCAACGACAACGAAAUGUUUGUACAGCUGCGUCGCUCCAGCAGCCAAACCAAGAACUUUGCCAAAGCAGUGGUCAACAUGGCAGAUGCGAUCUACAAGGAACAGUUGAACACGCGGAUCGUGCUGGUUGCCAUGGAGACCUGGACCUCUAAAAAUAUGAUGCCAGUAAUGGAAGAUCCUUUGAUAACGCUGCAGAACUUCAUGAGAUACAGGAAGGACAACAUCAAAGAUCAGAGUGACCUCGUCCAACUUUUCUCAGGGCGUACAUUUCACAGUAGCCGCAGUGGGACGGCCUACACCGGGGGGGUGUGCUCUCUAACAAGAGGAGGGGGCAUCAACGAGUAUGGGAAUGUAGGAGCGAUGGCCAUCACUUUGUGCCAGAGUCUCGGCCAGAACAUCGGCAUGAGGUGGAACAACAUGCGCAACUCUGCAGGAGACUGCAGGUGUCCAGACGCCUGGCUGGGCUGCAUCAUGGAAGACACGGGAUACUAUCUUCCCAGAAAGUUCUCUCGCUGCAGUGUUGAUGAGUACAGCCAGUUCCUGCUCCAGGGGGGCGGGAGCUGCCUCUUCAACAAGCCAAACAAGCUGUUGGAUCCUCCAGAGUGUGGCAAUGGCUUCGUGGAGCCGGGGGAAGAGUGUGAUUGUGGAUCCCAGGUGGAGUGCGCCCGUAGCGGAGGAGCCUGCUGUAAAAAGUGCACACUUACCCACGAUGCCAUGUGCAGUAACGGACUCUGCUGCAGCCGCUGCAAGUAUGAGCAGAGAGGCGUGGUGUGUCGAGAGGCUGUGAACGACUGUGAUAUCCCAGAGACCUGCACCGGAGACUCCAGCCAGUGUCCUCACAAUGUGCACAAGCUGGACGGCUACAUAUGUGAUACGAGUCAGGGCCGCUGUUACGGAGGACGAUGCAGGACUCGUGAUGGACAGUGUAGGGGCCUCUGGGGUUAUAGUUCAGCAGACAGGUUUUGUUAUGAGAAGCUGAACGCUGAGGGGACAGAGAAAGGAAACUGUGGUCCGGGUCCUGAGGGCCAGGGCUGGCUGCAGUGCAACAAGCCGGAUGUUUUAUGCGGCUUCCUGUUCUGUGCCAACGUCACCAUGAAGCCAAAGUUCGGAGACCUGCAGGGGGAGGUGACCAGCUUCACCCUCUACCACCAGAACAAGUACUUGGACUGCAGAGCAGGCCAUGCUCUGCUGGAGGACGGCUCCGACCUGGGCUAUGUGGAGGACGGCGCCCCCUGCGGGCCCAACAUGAUGUGUCUGGAGCGACGCUGCCUCCCUGUGGCCGCGUUCAACCUCAGCACCUGCUCGGGAUCCACCUUUGGGCGCAUCUGCUCCGACCACGGGACCUGCAGUAAUGAAGUGAAGUGUAUCUGUGACAGGGACUACACAGGCAAGGACUGCAGUGUCUUCGACCCCAUCCCAGAGCCAACCGUCCCAACAGGCCCAGAGAAGAAAGGAACAUCCGGAGAGGAAGAUCUGGCGGAGGAUAAGAUGUGUCUGUCUCUCUGUCUGUCUGUCCUGUCUACUCCUGUCUUCCUCCUCGCACUGUGUCCUUUUCCACAUCAGAGAAGAAGGAAACAAAAAAAGAGUCUUCCACAUCUAAAAUUUCUCCAAACCUCUACUGAUUACCGUCUCCUCCUAUCGUCCGUCCUCCAUCCGGGCCCUGCGGAGCUCCAUUCACCAAACCAGCCAAGUCAGAUUAGUUGUGGCUGCUUCCAUCGUCGCCACCGAGGACUGUGUGUGGGCCCGAGCAGGGGGUCCGUCCCCUGAGAGACACCGGGGUCUUCCUCCAGUCUGGUGGCUCUUCGAGUGUGAUUCGGUGUCAUGUGCACCUCCUUUUGAACAGUCUGAUGAAGAACAUAUCGACGUCCAAUUUGAUAUCAGACUUGUCUUGCCUGCCUGUCUGGAUACAAAUGAAUCUGGCUACCAACUGAGUCCACAGCUAAAUGUUGGACAGACUGGACUUCUUUUAAUAGACUAAACUAAUGUAAAAGGAGCUGAAUGCUUUCUUUUGAAAAUGACCCAAGGCACAGUUCCUCAAAGGACAGGCCCUCAAAGUGGACAAUUGUCUGUUUUAAUCCACAAGUCUGGCACCAUGAAUUUGAAAAGAAAACACUGGACUGAUGUUAGCAUGUUUUCCAAAGAGUGGAAGGGCUAAUGUCAACCGAAGGCUCAAAAACCAGUCAGUCACUAGCCAGAUCCCAGACUGAUAACCGAGUUUAUGUUCAUCGUUAUUUGUUCUUUAAACUUGAGGCAUCUUACCUGCCCCCUUACGCAAGUUUUCAGGUACAAAAAGGGAAGCAAGGUGUCAUGGUUUUGGGAUCAUUUUAAAAACAACUGAACGUCAAAGCAGCAGAGACCGUAACUUAGUGUUUUCCAGCCGACAUACAUUCCACUUUUAUCUGUCUGUGUGCUCACCACUUUCAGACCCAACGUUUGUACCCUCUCCCAGGUCGGAUCUGUAUGUCUGUUCACAGAUGAAUGUACGCAUGUAAGAGAUUUUGAAAGAAAGUAAGAAUGUAUGUGUGUUUACAUUAGUGCUAGGGGCCGUUUGUGUCCAUGUACACUUUAACACUCCUCCUAUCACAGUAGAUUGGCAGGUUUUUAACCUUAGAAUAUCAUCUCUUUCUACAAACUGCUGUGGGCUGCAGCCAUGGAAGGCAGCACAUUAAUACAGAAUGAAACUGUUUUUAUUUAAUGUAUCUACAGAAAAUGAGCACUAGCCAACUGUAUGCACACUUAUUUGUAAAUAUGUGCAAGAAUGACUGAAUGCACUGUAUGAAGAUUUAUUUGAAAGCUAUGUUAAAAUAAUGAGUUGUAUUCUGACAAGACAUCUGCAGAUCUCUCCAAUAUUCAACAGUGUCCAUGAAUCUCUCACUCUUAUCAUUCCAGCUGUCCCUUAGAUGUCCAGGAUAUUUUGUACGUUUGUUGAUAGCCCUGAGCCCUGGGUGAACAGCUCCACCAAGAGGCUUUGUAAUGAUCCCGCUGUAAAUGAGAUUAAAGAGAUCUAGUGGGGGGGGGGGUCCAGGAGGCAGCUCGUCUGAAACUGUACGUAGGUCAGUUUGGUUCAUUUGAGCUUUGCACUAUGGCAGCUGCACUAUUGUGAUUAGAAAAUGUACAGCGGUAUGAAAUACAAUCUGUUUGAUUUAAAAGUUUAAGGUAAAUAAAAAAAAGAGAGGAUAAAUCGUAUCCCAUAUUUUUAGACACAAUCUUUUUGAAUUGAGACAAAAAGAGAGAAAUUAACUAAAGGCUUGUAGUUGAUUUGACAAUGAAGGAAAAUAAAAUACUGAAACAUUUACAACACACCUUCAUCUCUGGCUACCUUGCUUUUUUUAGGAGUUAAAAGUUCAU